Molecule: messenger RNA, 1805 nt
Organism: Salpingoeca rosetta
Lineage: Eukaryota; Choanoflagellata; Craspedida; Salpingoecidae
Exons: 18
Coding region: 249-1781 (510 amino acids)
Biological process (GO): amino acid transmembrane transport
Molecular function (GO): amino acid transmembrane transporter activity
Source: RefSeq, a predicted model, not a curated record
AUUCGACGCACAAUUAAGAGCCAUCCCCUCCAAAGUUGUGCGAACAGAACAACAAACACAACAAACAACGUGCACACACACACACGCGUUCCAGCCAGCGAGACAGAAAGUCAAGCAAGCAAAGAAGCAAGCAAAGCGCGGGCCUCUCCUUCCACCUCCUUCCACCUCUGAUCUGCCUGGUUGUCUCGUUCGACAUCGCUUCCACUGGGGCCCACCCAUCCUUCUCCAAUCACGCCACCACCGCGGACAUGUCUGCGUCUGAAAAGGACCCUCUGCUCCCGUCCAACAAGGACACCUCCAUCCAAACUCGAACACCACCAGACGCUGUCUCGCAGCUCUCCAACAGCGGAGAUGCGUCUUCCGAACAGCGGCAGCCGUUUGACAUCAGCGGACGGCGACUCACGCGACGCAGCAGCGAGCUGGCACAAGCACACCUCCAGCGGUUGAAGCUGUACAGUAGACUGGCUCCCGCCAACAAGCCAAACAGCAUUAUUAUGCCGGCGCAUGUGCUGCCCGAUUCGAUUUUCGUCAUUGGUCUCCCAAAGGGAGGAGAGCAGAGCUCCUACGUCACAAUCCUGUCGCUGUGGAACACGAUGAUGGGGACGUCUGUGCUUGCGAUGCCGUGGGCGAUUUCGCAGGCCGGGUUUGCGCUCGGGCUGCUGUGCAUUGUCAUCAUGUGUGGCCUUGCCCUCUACACCUGUCAGAUUGUGCUCGCCUCGGGCCAGGGCGGACGAAUGAACGGGACGGAUGUUGAGUUUAUUGACGUGUGUCUGCACUAUCUGGGCAAGAAGGCGUACAUUGUUGCCAUGCUCUUCAGCGUCCUCACCCUCGUCGGCGCUUGCAUGGUCUACUGGGUGCUGAUGUCCUCGUUCCUGUACACGUCUGUCGACUACUUCCACGCCCCGGGAAAUCACACGGACGAGGGCACAUGGGGCGACUACUGGAACACCUCGUAUGUGCCGCUGUAUCUCGUCAUCAUCGUCUUUCCGCUCCUCAACUUCAAGUCCCUCUCCUUCUUCACCCGGUUCAACUCGCUCGGGAUUGUGUCGAUUGUGUACAUUUUGUUCUUUGUUGUGUACGCUGCUGCAAACGGCGGCUCCUACGACAACUCCCCCGUCGGUGGCAUCAACUUUGAUCACCAGACCCUGUUCAGCAGCAACUUUGUGUCGUUUACGGGCGUGCUUGCGCUGUCGUUCUUCAUCCACAACGGCGUGCUGUCGAUCAUGCGCAACCAGCGGAAUCCCGAGAACAACGCACGCGACCUCAACCUCGCGUACCUCUUUGUCGCCCUCACAUACACCAUCGUCGGGGUGAUUUACUAUCUUGCCUACAAAGGUGACAAGACGAAGAUCAACAACAACUUCCUCCUCGACUUUAAGAAGGAUGCGGACAACUUCCUGUUUGCGCUGCUGGCAGAUGUCUUCCUCUUCAUCCAGAUGCUCACUGUGUUCCCGCUGCUGAUGUACAUUGUGCGCUUCCAAGUGCUCACUGCCCUGUUCAACGGCAAGGAGUGGCCAGGGACGCUGCAUGUUGUUGUGCUGAAUCUGAUGGUGACGACGUGCUGCGUUUUGAUUGCCGUCUUCUAUCCCUCCAUCGGAACUAUCCUCAGGUACACGGGGGCGUUCAGUGGACUCGUGUAUCUGUUUGCGCUUCCGGCGCUGACGAAGAUGGAGAUGCAGCGACGAAAAGGGGAGCUGACGGUGUGGUCAAAGAUAUUCCACUACGGCCUCAUCCUGAUUGGCUUGCUGAACGUCAUUGGCCAAUUCCUCGUCUCCUCAUGACACACACACACACACACACACACA